AUGGAUAAAGAGUCCCUGGAGAACAUGUCUGAAAAUGAGGAUUAUAUGAAGCUCCAUCCAGAAACUUUUCUGUGGUUGCAUUUUGUUAGAGGGUUGUGGCUAAAUUCUCCUGAAUCUUUCUCUUCAUUCCUUUCAGAACAUUUAUUGAACAUUGCCCUAAACUUUGCUUAUCAAAGCAACACAGUUGCUGCAUGCUCUCCAGUUAUUUUGCAGUUCCUUCGAGAGAGAACACUGGCUUUGAGAGUACUGAAUUCACAGUACUUUUGGGAUCACCCAGAAAGCCUGUUACUGUUGGGGAGAUUAAAGGUUUCUAUAAAUGGAAAUGAAAUCUCAUCUCAUGUGGACUAUUCAUUCAAGACAUAUUUUGAAAACUUACAGCCACCACCUAUAGAUAAGGAGUACACAUCUGCCUUUGAGCACAUAAGUGAAUGGAAGAGAAAUUUUGCUGAAGAUGAGAACAUCAUAAAACACUAUAGAAAUAUCUGGCCCAGGGUCCUACCAGACAUCAGUGAAGGGUACUGGAAACUGUCCCCCAAGCCUUACAAGAUCCCUAGGCUGGAAGUGGGAGUGAACAACAUGGGUCCAGCAGACCAGGCACUGCUCCAUGUCCUAAUGGAAAUCUUCUCAGCUUCACAGAGCAUUGAGUUCCAUUUAUUCAACAGCAGUGGCUUUCUUGAAAGCAUCCGCCCAGCUCUGGAGCUGAAUAAGACCUCUGUCACCAAGUGUUCCAUGUCCAGGCUGGAGCUCAGCAGAGCAGAACAGGAACUGCUUCUCGCCCUGCGUGCCCUGCAGUCUCUUGAGGUCUCAGGAACAAGCCAGAUUCCAGAUCAGCUCUUCCAUAACUUGGACAAGUUCCCAGGCCUGAAAGAACUGUCUGUGAGACUAGAUGGCACACAGGACGUGCUCUCAGUCCUUCCGGGAGAGUUCCCAAACCUCCAUCACAUGGAGAAGUUAUCCAUCCACACCUUCACAGAGUCUGACCUCUCCAAACUAGUUAAAUUGAUUCAGAACUCUCCAAAUCUGCAUGAUAUCCACCUGAAAUGUGAUUUCCUUUCAAACUGUGAGUCUCUCAUGGCUGCGCUUGCUUCCUGCAAGAAACUCAGAGAGAUUGAGUUUUCUGGACGAUGCUUUGAAGCCAUGCCCUUUGUCACCUUGUUGCCAAAUUUUGUUUUUCUGAAGAUAUUGAAUCUUAAAGGCCAACAAUUCUCAGAUAAGGAAACAUCAGAAAUGUUUGCCCAGGCUCUGGGUUCUCGCAGGAAGCUGGAGGAACUGUUCCUUCCCAAGGGCGACGGGAUCCACCAAGUGGCCAAACUGAUUGUCCAGCAGUGUCUGCAGCUUCCCUGUCUCCGAGUUCUAGCAUUUCACCACGUCUUGGACGAUGACAGUGUGACUGAAGUUGCCAGGGUGGCAACUAGCGGAGGUUUCCAGAAACUCGAGAACUUAGAUCUUUCAAUGAAUCACAAGAUUACUGAGGAAGGAUACAGAAAUUUCUUUCAAGCCCUGGACAACCUGCCAAACUUGCAAGAGCUGAACAUCUGCAGGAGUAUCCCAGAAUGCAUCCAAGUUCAGGCCAGCACCGUCAAGGCUCUGGGUCAGUGUGUGUUCCGACUGCCCAGCCUCACCAGGCUGGGGAUGCUCAGUUGGCUGCUGGAUGAAGAGGACAUGAAAGUGAUUAAUGACGUGAAGCAAAGACACCCUCAGUCCAAACGCCUGACUGUCUUCUGGAAAUGGAUAGUCCCGUUCUCUCCUGUUGUCCAGGAGUAAAGGAAGCUCCUGAAGGCUACCGACAGUUCCAAAUACCUGACUUCCUAAAAUACUUUACUUUAGCUUAGCAUGAGGAUACACACCUGUACUUUCAGCAUUUAAGAUACUGAAGUGGGAGAAUCAUGAAGUUCUGACCAGCCUGGGUCGCAUAGCAAAGUCCUGUCUCACAGAUAAAGACAUAACUAACCAUCCUGUUAAAGAAUACUUAGCAACUGUGUAGACUGGUAAAUUUCCCCUUUCAUAUGGAUAUAUGUUUCUGCCUGCAUUUAUAGCUGUGCACUACAUAGACCGUGCAUAGUUUGUAAAAGUGUGUUGAGCCGUCCUGGUCCUGGAGUUAUAGAUAGUUCAGAGUUUCCUUUCACUGCUGGGCACCACACCUUCGUCCUCAGUAAAAGCAGCAGGUGCUCUAAACCCUGCCAAUAUCCUAAGGCCAAUAAUUUUUUUU
Rattus rattus (black rat) is the source of this 2209-nucleotide messenger RNA. RefSeq names its product baculoviral IAP repeat-containing protein 1f-like. The record is from RefSeq and is a predicted model, not a curated record. The transcript is spliced from 6 exons. The coding region runs from base 1 to 1764 and encodes 587 amino acids. Lineage: Eukaryota; Metazoa; Chordata; Mammalia; Rodentia; Muridae. Gene Ontology annotation, molecular function: cysteine-type endopeptidase inhibitor activity involved in apoptotic process; ATP binding. Gene Ontology annotation, cellular component: IPAF inflammasome complex. Gene Ontology annotation, biological process: pyroptotic inflammatory response; detection of bacterium; inflammatory response.